GCCUUCGCGACCAAAAAAAGAUUUUUUGCCAGUAAAUUUAGCCUGUUCACUAUAUUAAAAGUUACAGCGUAUGAGCGCAGACGGUUUUUAUGACCCUUAUUAUUUUCCGCGAUUCAUUUACUACAGCAAUCAUUUGUGGUACGAAGCCUUGACCAAAAAAAAAAAAAAGGAUAAUAAUAUUCUGAAAUCUGACUCUGAGUCAUUCAUGAUUCAAUGAGAAAAUGGCUGACCACAUUGAUGUUACCGAUUUGCCCGAUGCCUUGAUCAUUACAAAUGUUGAUGUUAGUGUCUUUGUAGAUGAUAAAUCAAAGAGUGAGUUUGAAUCUGUGUUUUUAGAAUAUGAUGGCGAUGCACAAUUUUUAUACCUAAGAAACUUUCAUAGAGCCAGAGUGAAUUUCUCUUGUCCGGAAAGAGCAGCUAAAGCGAGAAUUCAUCAGCAUGAAACCCAUGUUUGUGGGUCAAAAAUUAAAUGUUAUUUUGCACAGUUAAAGGAAAGUCCUACCAAUGAUUCACCACAUUUACAUCCUCCCAAACCAGAUAAACAGUUCCUGAUAUCACCACCAGCUUCACCUCCUGUAGGUUGGGAACAAAUGCCUGAAUCUAACCCUGUUAUAAAUUACGAUCUUCUCGCAGCUAUGGCACAAUUAGCACCAGGCCAAGCUCACGAACUACAUCCAGCAACAGAAGAUCAACCAGGAAUAGUUGUCCACAUCUGUGAAGACCCAAAAGGCUAUAAAGAACAAAACAUUGUUCAAACAAAAUGUCCAGACAGAAGCACUUGAACAAAAUGUCCGACCUAUACCGUAGGUUCACAAUUGCGUCACUUUAAACGUGUAACAACAAAAUAAACACCAGUGCUAAGAAAUAAUGAUGCUUCCAUUGUCAAGCAAACCAAAGUUAAAUCUUGCAUUUGUGAAAUAUUUAUUUGGUAUAAAUAUGAAACAGACAUUCAUAUCGGAUGCCAGAUUCACCAGUAAAGCAGAGAAAGACAAUUCCAAAGAAUUGAUGUAAAUAAAUUGUUUAUUAAUAUUAUGUGUGUAUAUGUGGGUAUACAACUACAUGUAUAUAUUUGUAUGUAAAUAUUUGAGACAUGUACCAGGGUUUUAUGAACCAGUAAAUGAUAAUUAAAUAUAGAAUUCAUAUUGUAUACAGUGUCAUUGUAAUGUUAUUAUAUUCACGUCUGUGAAGCUGAGUUUAAUAGCUUAUCAUGAAGGAAAAGUGGAUGUUUUGAAGCGUCAGCAGGGCUGGAUUGAGCUUGUGCAUGGCCUGUAGCAUACAUGUAUGUUAUAAAGAUGCCCUAGAUUAAAAAUUGCACAUAAAUAUGACCAAGGGCCUGAGGCUAGGUGUAUCACAUUUCCUUUUUAUCUUUGUGCUGCGGCUAUGACUUGAGUUUUAAAUAGAUUUAUGUUUGUCACACAGAUACCACUUUUAUUUACUGUGUCAAAAUAAUAUCACCAAUUAUGGUGAUAGUUGGCUAAAAUUGCUAACCUCCAACACACAGUAAUAAAUUGGCUAUUAUGUUAAUUCGGCACUGAAUUCCUGUCCAGUGCUCUUUUCACAAAGAUUUAUUAUGAUAAUUGAUGAACUAAUAACUUAAUGAUCUAGUUUCCUGAGGUAAAUUAGGUCAGUCGAAGGCAAUUAAUAUAGCCUCAAUUGUCGAGACAGCCAGUUUUCAGUUGUGGCACUAUCCCAGUAAAUUUGCUGUAGGUUUUCUAGACAGUUCAUUCAGCCCUUUGAUUUGUUUGUCUAAUGUAAAUCCAAUCAUUUUUGUAAGAGUUUCAAAUUAUUUUCACCUGUUAUUUUCAUGAUGAAAAUUCUAAAUAUUUUUGUAGAGUUUUGCAGAAAUUAGUGAAGAUCUUUCAUAUAAUCACACGCCAGUGGAACCAAGUAUAUAGAUCUGAAUUGUUGUACAUGUACAUGUAUAUCUUUUGAAUUCAUUUUAAUAAACCUUAAUGGAACCUCAUUUUCAAUAAUCAAAUAAUUUAGCAAUAGAUAAUAUUUGAAAUAAAAACUUUUUGAUUGAAAAACAGAAAUUGACAGACCUAUGACUUUUGUCUUGGAGACAGAAGAAUCUAAGAUUAUGUAUUUCUAUUUGUUUAUAUAUGAUACUGUAUCAUAUGUUAUUUGUUAUUCUUUUUUAUUUAUACAUGACAGAAAUCCUUUUAAGUGGAUGUGUUCUAUGGAAUUACUUGCCUGUCUGAAAGAUAUUAAUUUACAGAGGGUGGGGGGGAUAGAUCAUAAAGUCUGUAAUUUAGUCAAAUGGCCUGGUUUCGAUCUCAAGCAUAUAUGUGACAAGCCUUGUGGGUUUCAAUUUGUCCUCCAGUUUCCUCCCACAGCUAUAGACCCCCUACACCCAAGCAAAUUAUUGAUAAAUUAAUUGCUCAUUCUAAAUUUUAGUAACAUACUGUAUGUAAAACGCUUAGUGAUCAGGCAGUGUUAGUGUUAAAAAAAAACUGCUGUAAAACAAUUUUAGGACUAGAGAUAAUGGAGAAUUGAAAUUAACCGCAAAAUUUACCUCUCGAAAGAAUUUUCAAAAAUAAUCGAAACAAUGCAAUUAGAAUGUUUUUUUUAUUUUAUGUGAACAGAAUUUGUUUGAUUUCAUGUACACUGGGUUAGUUUUUGAACAAAAAUGUUUUUGACAUAUCAGUUUAUUAUGUAUGAUGUUGUUUCUGUUUUAAGUUUUAUUUAUUUCAAAUUUGGAAUUAAAGAUGGUUAAAAAUGA
Molecule: messenger RNA, 2722 nt
Organism: Patella vulgata (common limpet)
Lineage: Eukaryota; Metazoa; Mollusca; Gastropoda; Patellidae
Product: calcipressin-1
Exons: 4
Coding region: 222-782 (186 amino acids)
Biological process (GO): calcium-mediated signaling
Cellular component (GO): nucleus; cytoplasm
Molecular function (GO): calcium-dependent protein serine/threonine phosphatase regulator activity; nucleic acid binding
Source: RefSeq, a predicted model, not a curated record